AUGAAGAAGGAGGGCCUGGCAUUGUCAUUAGCGAUAUGUGUUUUCGGACUCUAUAGCACAUUCCUCACUUGGUCCAUCUUGCAAGAGCGUAUCAAUACUACACCAUACGGUAAUAAUGAAUAUUUCCGAGCACCACUAAUUAUAAAUAUUGUUCAAGCAUUACUUGCCUCGAUAGUGGGAUUGAUAUACACGACAGUCACCUCAAAAUCCUCACCAUUUGAUGUGUUUACGCAAAAUGGGAACCAGGGAUGGCAAGUAUUUAAGUCACUAAUUUUAAUAUCAAUUUGUUCAAGUAUUGCAUCUCCGGUAGGGUAUAAAUCGUUGGCCCAUUUGGAUUAUUUGGCAUAUUUAUUGGCCAAAUCAUGCAAGUUAAUACCAGUAAUGUUAGUGCAUUUCACAUUAUACAAGACUAGGUUCCCGUUAUUUAAAUACGUUGUUGCACUGUUGGUGACUUUAGGAGUGACUAUUUUCACCUUGGCCCAUUCAAAGGGAAGCAAAAAGGUCAAUGAUGGAAAUACGGCACUAGGACUAGCUUACUUGAUAGGAAGUAUGUUGCUUGAUGGAUUGACUAACUCUACACAAGACCAGUUGUUUAAGAUUCCGUUGAAGAAGAAGUUUACUGGGGCCAAAUUGAUGUGUGUUUUGAACUUGUUUAUAUUUAUCCUAACCACAGCAUACGUUGUGCUAUUUCAAAAAUCAGAGAUUAGUACCACCUACCAAUUCAUUCAUCAAUACCCCGAAUUGUUAUACGACAUUAUUGUAUUUGCCGGUUGCGGUGCCAUUGGACAAGUGUUUAUAUUCAUUAUUUUAGAGCAUUUUGACUCAAUUGUAUUAAUCACUGCAACGGUGACGAGAAAGAUGUUGAGUAUGAUCCUAAGCGUUUUCUUGUUUGGCCAUCAUUUGAAUAUAAGCCAAUGGAUUGGUGUCGUGUUGGUCUUUGGUGGGAUUGGAUUUGAGGCUUUUACCAAGUUUCAACAAAAGAGGAAACCUAAAAUUGAUUAA
Molecule: messenger RNA, 1002 nt
Organism: Lodderomyces margitis
Lineage: Eukaryota; Fungi; Ascomycota; Pichiomycetes; Serinales; Debaryomycetaceae
Gene: HUT1
Product: Hut1p
Exons: 1
Coding region: 1-1002 (333 amino acids)
Biological process (GO): UDP-galactose transmembrane transport
Cellular component (GO): endoplasmic reticulum membrane; Golgi membrane
Molecular function (GO): UDP-galactose transmembrane transporter activity; UDP-glucose transmembrane transporter activity
Source: RefSeq, a predicted model, not a curated record